This is a messenger RNA of Alternaria metachromatica, 1131 nucleotides long. RefSeq lists its product as uncharacterized. The coding region runs from base 1 to 1131 and encodes 376 amino acids. The transcript is spliced from 8 exons. Gene Ontology annotation, cellular component: membrane. Gene Ontology annotation, molecular function: metal ion transmembrane transporter activity. Lineage: Eukaryota; Fungi; Ascomycota; Dothideomycetes; Pleosporales; Pleosporaceae. Gene Ontology annotation, biological process: metal ion transport; transmembrane transport. The record is from RefSeq and is a predicted model, not a curated record.
AUGUUUUCCAAAGCGCAACCUGAGGCGUUGGCGACAGGCGAGCCAUGGACGAAAUAUGGAGAUGGUAAUAUUGCUAUGGAGACACUGCUCAGGCAAUCCGAAAACUCAACACUCAACGUUGAAGUGACCGAGGUGUUCCAGAAUAAUCAGUCCAGGGUAGAGACCGCCUCCGUGAAAGACGUACAGUCUUUAGAGACUGCCCCUUCUGAUCAAGUCCUUCGAAUUCUAUUUAGAAGCGUCUCGAGACUGUCUGCACCAGCGAUCAGAUUGCUGGGCACAAAACUCAACAUGGACUACGAGCUUUGGACCAACCGUCUCCAAAGUAGCGAUAGAGAGUGGUUUGCUGGGCCCCUUCUCGAAAGAGGCGCAAAGGAAUUCUCGCAUUUCAAUCUUGCUUGCGUAGAAUUCCAAAGGGCAACACCUCAGACCCCUGAUUACUUCACAGACAGCCGAAAGCUUAGUCAUACGACAGAAGAUUCAACGGACGACCAGUUGAUGGACGCUGCUCCGUGGCUGCAUCGGCGGUUUCUCCUGAGCAUCGACUACUUCCAGCAUCAACUUCGAUAUCACAACCGCUACGUAGACUACCUCACGAAUGCGGGUACCCAAAAGGGGUAUUACAUCGUGCCGACUUCCUUCAAGAAGGAUUUGCAGCAAGAGUAUGACGCCCUAAAAGUCGUCGAUCAGCGACUCAAAGCUUUGCGUGACCGUACGACUGCUGUAUUGGAAACAAUUCUCAAUAUCAAUACUAUAAAGCAGGCGAAACUCGCGGGUGAGAUGACCAGGCUGCAGCGUGAGGACUCUAGAGUCACGAUAGCCCAAGGCGAGACGCUGAAACGACUGACUCUACUCAACAUGAUGUACCUACCGCCCACUUUUGCCGCAACUUUGUUCGGCAUGAACAUUGCCGAGCACUGGUCUCUGAAAGCUUUCAUCGGAUGGGCAAUCGCAUUCAUGGUCAUAACGAUGAUUUUCGCGUGGAGGUGGAAAGUGCGGGAGAACCAGAGAUUGGAUGCAACUCAGCCGGUCAAUUCCAAAACCAGCCCAGAUUGGGGCUAUCUUCGGAACGCUAGUAACAGGAUCAAGGUGUGGAGAAAAGCUAAGGUGGUGGGGAACAGGGGCGUGCCAUAA